UUUGCCUCUUUCCCCCCCCCCUCUCUCUCUCUACUCUCUUUCUCUCUCUUCUUCUCCGAUCUCUGCAACAAGCGAAUCUCCGAUCACAGAAAAAGCUCACUGAUCUGAGGUUCAAGUAAUACAAUUCCAUAUCUAACAUCUUCAUCCACCACAAGAUCAUAUAAACGUAUGCAGAUUUGAUCCCCAAAUUCCCAAUUGAAAUUCAGCCCCUUUUCAGAAAAACCUAAAUUGAGAAUCCCAAAUGUCGUGCUUGGCACUAUCUCUUCAGCCCACGAAUGGGCCCGACAUAUUGCUCCAAACCCGAGAAUGGUUUCCCCCUUCCCGCGCGCUGAUGGCGCUCUCCUCAUUCCGGCAAACCCGCCUCUCCUUCGCCAAGAGCCACCACCAAUCCGCCGCCGGAACCGGCCCCGACCCCGAUCCGUCCUCCGAUUCACUAGGCGACGAUCCCUUAGCGGCCUCCUCCGGCCAGCUAAUCGUCGGCGUCGAGUCACGCUACCGAGUCGUGUACCGACUCGUCAACUCAAUCUACGUCCUCGCCGUGACAACCAUCGACGAUUCCAACAACAAUGUGUUCGAGUGCAUCAACAUCGUCAACCAGGCGGUUUCGAUAGUGGUCACCGCCUGCCGCGGCGUGGAUGUAACCCCCGAGAAGCUGGGGAAAAAAUACGCUGAGAUUUACAUGGCUCUGGAUAUUGUUCUGAGGGGUGUUAGCAGCAUUAGGCUUGCUGCCAUGCUGGCAUCAAUGCACGGCGACGGCAUUGCCAAGAUGGUUCAUUCGGCAGUUCACACCGAGAGCAAGAUCCGAGGCGCCGACACCUGGGGUAACGUGGAGCCUCAUGCGGUGGACCACGAAGCCAGCGUGGGUGCGUUUUCGAACGCCUCGUUCGAGUUGCCCUCCGAGACUCUGCAGGCGGGCGACGAGGUGGCUGCCGCCACAUUCAGCCAGCAAGGCGCCGAGGAGAAAGAUUCGUUGGGCAAGGCCGACGAAACCGAGGCGGAGAAGGAUCCGUUUGCGGCCAGCGAUAGAAUCAACAAGCCGCCGGAAGAAUUGCUGAUCGAGGGAUUCAAGAAGGAUAAGGACUCCGGCCUUUCGGACAUGAGCAAGGCCCUCGCGGGACUUGAAAUUACCUCUUUGCCCCCAGCUGCAGCCACUGAAGCAACGCAGAUAACAGUUGACGGGUUUGAAGGGAGAUACGGUGGGGUUGAGUUUGGUACUGGUGGUUCGACUCUUAAGGACGAUUUCGAGGGACAUAAUAGUGCGUGGGGUGGUGGAUUGGAUGCAUCGGAGUUCGUGGGACCCAAGAAGGUUCCAAAGGAUCUAGGUCUUGGUGGUUUGGAAUUUAUAAAUACGAGCGAGCCUCCACCUGCAGCAGUGGCUAAAGGUGGCGACGCCGAUAAGAUUGUGGAUAUGCUGGUGCAGAAGACUCAAAUGAAGGGUCCGGAAAUGUACAUUGUGGAAGAGAUUAGUGCUGAGUUUAGGGAAUCUAUACUAGCUAGGGUUGGGUUGAAGGGGGUGGUGUACCUAAAGACAGUGCCUCCAAAACCCUCCUCGGAUAAUACGGAAACGGAGUUCUCGUUUAAGGUUGACGGCACAGCUGGCGUUAAGAGGUUUGUGGUGGAAAAUUCUAAAAUUAGCAGCCUUGGAAAUGGUUUGUUUCAUGUUAGGACACCUCCAUCGGACGAGCCUAUGCCGAUUAUGAAGUACAGCUUGCUGCCACGUAUGACUCCAUUGCCUAUAAGGGUUCGGCUUGUGAAGCGGCUGAGUGGGAUGUUGCUCUCGAUUAUGAUACAGUAUGCGUCGAAUCCCGACUUGCCCGUGCCUUUGAAUGAUGUGACUAUUAUUCUGAAACUGCCCGUGGACCCCACGCUGUUGAAAGUGUCGCCGAAAGCGGUGUGGAAUAGGUCCGAGAGGGAAUUGAAAUGGCAUAUUGAUGAGAUUCCGUUGAAGGGUAAUCCCGGUAGGUUGAGGGCGAGAUUGCCUUUGGAGAUUGACGAUGAUGAUGAUGGGUCGGAUCUUGAAAUUGUUGGUUACGUCAAGUUUUCUGCGAUAGGGAAGCAGUCUUUGUCCGGGAUUUGUCUAGGGCCAGCUUCUGAGGGGAAGACGGAUUUUUACGAGGUUGAUCACAGGUACGCGAGUGGGGUUUAUAUUUGCAAUUGAGUACGAAAAUUAUUGCCUCUUUUUUAAGUAGUGGAUUUGUACCAUUUUCUGUUUUUCUGUUGUGAUGAGUUUUGUGGUUUCGAAUGUUUUUUUUAGCGUACUUUGAGGUGUUCUAUGUACGGACGACUUAUUGUUUCUAUACGGAAAAUUUAUUUGUGCACUAUUUGGUCCUACUUAGGUGUGUGUGUAUGUAUAUUAUUAAACAGAGUUGUACUCUGUAACGAAGGUGAUAAAGUUCGUAAAUGAUUGGUUUUACAUU
Molecule: messenger RNA, 2417 nt
Organism: Erythranthe guttata (spotted monkey flower)
Lineage: Eukaryota; Viridiplantae; Streptophyta; Magnoliopsida; Lamiales; Phrymaceae
Product: muniscin carboxy-terminal mu-like domain protein
Source: RefSeq, a predicted model, not a curated record